This is a messenger RNA of Pelagomonas calceolata, 1371 nucleotides long. The record is from the annotation of a GenBank genome assembly. NCBI's taxonomy places the organism in Eukaryota, Pelagophyceae, Pelagomonadales, Pelagomonadaceae.
GGCGCUUCGCGUCGCGCGGCAGCGCUCACGUGUGUGCUUGUGGUUGCUUGUGCAGCGGCGCGCGCGGCGGCAGCGCUUUUUUUUUUGCUGCCGACAGCGGUCUCGCAGCGCUAUCAGCGCGUGUGUGUGAGCCGACGCGUCGCCGCGGCGGUAUUCAGAGCGCAAUGAGUCGGGGCCACAAACGCACGCUGCCGCUGAGCCUCAAAUUGCUGCUUGAGCCGCGCGUAGCAUCGCAGUGCUCGCGAAGCGCUCUUCGUGUUUGUCUACGUACGCUCCCAGGCGGGUUCCGAGGGUCCCGACGGCAGCGCGAGCGCAGCACAGCUUUGCACCUGUGAGGAGCCACCAGUGCAUCUACCGCAGCGUUCACGGCCUCGACGCGGCGGCGACUCUGCACGACGAGGCGACCUUUCGUACUCGCAGCGGUGGCGGCGGCGGGCCACACCACGCGCGCGCUGACGAUGGCGUCCUACCGGAACGGCCCGAAGGUCGCGGACGGCUUAGAAGAACGCUACGCCGCGAUCAAGGCGGCCCAGCCGCAGCAGGAGCAGCACUACGCGGCGUGGCUCGCGUCCGGCACCGUUAAUUGUCAAGGCUACGAGGAGAUGGCGGCCGCGCUAGGUCUCGCCCUCGACGUCGCGAGCGGCACGAUCUCCUACACCGAUGCGUUCCAGGCCCCGUCCCUACCUUUUGAGUUGUGGUACUGCCGCCACGGCAAAACCACAGGAAACACGGAACCUCGAGUCUACCAGGGGUAUGUGGAUGAGCCCUCGAACGCACUCAAUGAGGUCGGCCUCCAGCAGGCCCAGGACGCGGCGGACAAGCUCGAGGCUUUAGGAUUGGACCCCGACCUCGUGGUCUUGUCGCCGCUGGCGCGGGCGGCGGACACCGGAAAAGCUUUCCUAGAACGAAAAAAAACGUUCCCGCAAGAUCGCGUCCUGACCUGGGAGUCCUGCGCGGAGAUGCGUUUUGGAGAUUGGGACAACAUGAUGGUCAAGGACAUGCCUACCGAUAGCAUCUGCCACUUGUUCUACCUCGGCCAGAACGCCGUCGUGAAAUCAAGUGGAUUAUACGUCGACCCAUCAAAUGGCAACACCGUCCCGGGCGAGAACUUCGUCGAGGUGCUCCACCGGACGCGGGCCAUGCUCACGACGCUGACGGAGACCGUGAACGGCCUGCCUUCACGUGCUGACGGCAAGCCCAAGCAGGUCAUCAUCUACGGCCACUCCAUGGCCGGCGCCGCCCUCAGUGUCCUGACGGGCAACGGCAAGCAGGUCGACGGCAAGACCUAUUUAGGAUUUGACGGCAAGUACAUCAUGCCGAACGCGACGCCCGUCAAGCUCGUGGACGCGGCCUAACAAUACUAGUCGUUGA